Bombina bombina (fire-bellied toad) is the source of this 1472-nucleotide messenger RNA. RefSeq names its product cysteine sulfinic acid decarboxylase (gene CSAD). Gene Ontology annotation, cellular component: cytoplasm. Gene Ontology annotation, biological process: carboxylic acid metabolic process. The transcript has 14 exons. Lineage: Eukaryota; Metazoa; Chordata; Amphibia; Anura; Bombinatoridae. Gene Ontology annotation, molecular function: sulfinoalanine decarboxylase activity; pyridoxal phosphate binding. The record is from RefSeq and is a predicted model, not a curated record. Bases 75 to 1472 code for a protein of 465 amino acids.
UGGCUGAAGAGAGUUCCUCUGUCCAUAAAUUUGGCACAGAAGAUGGAUUUUUGAAAGAAGCUUUUAAUAUCCUAAUGCAGGAAGCAGUACAGAAGGGCACUGAUAGAAGCAAUAAGGUGUGUGAGUGGAUGGAGCCAGAGGAACUACUGAGAACUCUAGACUUCAAACUUCGCACUAGUGGGGAGUGCCAGGAGACAUUGCUAGGUUACUGUAGAGACAUCAUUAGGCUCAGUGUCAAAACAGGGCAUCCACGCUUCUUCAAUCAACUCUUUUCUGGUUUAGAUCGACAUGCUCUGACUGGUAGAAUUCUGACAGAGGCAUUGAACACCAGCCAAUACACCUAUGAGGUUGCGCCUGUUUUUGUUCUGAUGGAAGAGGAAGUACUCACAACCCUAUGGCAUUUUAUUGGCUGGAAAACAGGAGAUGGAAUAUUCUGCCCAGGAGGUUCCCUCUCAAAUAUGUAUGCAAUGAACGUAGCCCGAUAUUCAAAAUUUCCAUAUUGCAAAGAAAAGGGACUCGGCGCACUUCCAAGGCUGGUGGUUUUCACAUCACAGGAGAGUCAUUAUUCUGUCCAGAAGGGUGCAGCAUUCCUAGGCAUUGGAACAGAUAACGUUAUCCUUGUGAAAACAACUGACAGGGGGAAAAUGAUGCCUGAAGAUUUAGAGGAAAAGAUAAUGGAAUCAAAGUCCAAGGGUUCUGUCCCUUUCCUGGUUAGUACAACUUGUGGGACGACAGUUCUCGGAGCAUUUGACCCCCUACAUGAGAUUGCUGAUGUGUGUGAGCAGCAUGGACUGUGGUUACAUGUAGAUGCUGCAUUGGGAGGCAGUGCCCUUCUGUCAAAAAAGCACAAACAUCUCCUGAAUGGCAUUGAAAGGGCCAAUUCGGUUACUUGGAAUCCUCAUAAGAUGCUUGGUGCUGGCUUGCAGUGCUCUGCUUUUCUCCUGCGGGACACCACAGGCUUACUGGAAAAAUGCCACGCAGCUAACGCUACCUACCUCUUUCAAAACGACAAAUUUUAUGACAUAAAAUAUGAUACAGGAGACAAAUCAAUCCAAUGUGGGCGUAGGGUGGAUUGUUUAAAGCUGUGGCUAAUGUGGAAGGCACUUGGGACUGAGGGACUGGAGAAAAGAGUGGACAAGGCAAUCGAAAAUACCAGCUAUUUAGUAGAAGAAAUUAAGAAGAGAGAGGGAUUUCUUCUAGUGAUGCAGCCGGAGUUUGUAAACCUAUGUUUUUGGUAUGUGCCAACCAGUCUGCAAGGAAAAUACUCUUCACCUGAUUUUUGGGACAGACUUGGAAAGGUAGCUCCAAUCAUAAAGGAGAGAAUGAUUAAAGAAGGAUCUAUGAUGGUAGGAUAUCAGCCUCAUGGAAACAGGGUGAAUUUCUUUCGGCUGGUGGUGAUCAAUCCUGAAGUGAAAAGGGAAGAUCUGGACUUCUUUCUGAAUGAAAUAGAGAGAUUGGGAGAGAACUUGUAA